AUGCGUGCGACACAUUCAACUUCGACGACAUUUUCCCCACCUAUGGCUAAUAGCUCUUCAAAAUCCGUUCAGUGUGCUUCUCCACGCAAGCGCAAGCUCAGUGAGUCCACAGUCAAUUCCCCAGUGUCGUUCAAUGAAGCUUUUGGCUGCAGCCCGACAGAGCGAGUAAUUUCACCAAAGAAGAAGGUAAAACCUGAAGAAUACGCUAUUAACGGAUCAAACAAAUGGGAGAAUUACACUGCUGCCAACAUCGCGUACGCGCUGGAUUGCUUGAAUGCCGACAAUAAUUACAAUAGCUUCAGCGGCAUUGAAGUCGAGCCUAUUGCAUUUCAAGAAACACAAGAUGGCGACCUUACCACGGAUGAGCUUCAGAUACUGCAGUAUUUUCUCGCUUGA
Messenger RNA from Plasmopara halstedii, 396 nucleotides. RefSeq lists its product as uncharacterized. Lineage: Eukaryota; Oomycota; Peronosporomycetes; Peronosporales; Peronosporaceae. The record is from RefSeq and is a predicted model, not a curated record. The coding region runs from base 1 to 396 and encodes 131 amino acids. The transcript has a single exon.